Molecule: messenger RNA, 363 nt
Organism: Saprolegnia parasitica CBS 223.65
Lineage: Eukaryota; Oomycota; Saprolegniomycetes; Saprolegniales; Saprolegniaceae
Exons: 2
Coding region: 1-363 (120 amino acids)
Molecular function (GO): protein binding
Source: RefSeq, a predicted model, not a curated record
AUGGCGGCCGAGGAUCCACUCCGGCGGCUCUCGGACGCAGCCCGAACGAUCGUCAAACAGCGCCGAAGCACGCUCACGGCCAUUGCGGCGGCCGAAGCCGACUCGGACGACGAUGAGCACGACCACCUUGGCCAGCAUGCGGCCAAGUACCACCGCCUCCGCCACGUGACGGCGACCAUGGCGCCGGUCCAGCGCGACGUGCAAGCGCAAUGGCUCUGGCUCAAUGGCAAGCUCGUGGACGCCAAGGCGCACUUUAUCGAGAUUGCGCGGUCGUGCCCGGCGUACCCCCACGUCCACUUCAAGCUCGGGUAUCUCUACCUCCUUUUGCACGACGCGCACAAGGCCUUGGAAGCGUUUGGGUAG